This is a messenger RNA of Prunus armeniaca (apricot), 297 nucleotides long. Lineage: Eukaryota; Viridiplantae; Streptophyta; Magnoliopsida; Rosales; Rosaceae. The record is from the annotation of a GenBank genome assembly.
AUGGGUCGUCCAGACGAAGAAGAUAGGACCUGUGCAGACAAGGAACCAAUCACUUUUAGAGAAUUUGAUGUUGCAGUUGUUCCAUACUUCAAGGGGAGUGACUGCAUUGAUGGCUUUCUCCAAUGGAUUGUAGGCGUAGAGGAAAUAUCUGAUUCAAUAGCAAUCCCAGAGGAGAAGAUGGUGAAAAUUGUUGCGUCCCAUUUAGAAGACGAUGUCGAUCCUUGGUGGGAUCAGUUGCGACAUUCUAGGAAGCAACAAGAAAUGGUUACAAGAUUGCUCAACCCAAUAUCAUGGUAA